AUGAGUCUUGCGACCACGGCGUCCCUGCAGCGUAUUGCCGAGACGCCGGAGCGGACCCGUAAUUUUUGCAUGGUGGCUCAUGUGGAUCACGGCAAGACCACACUUAGCGACUACCUGGUUGCAAGCAACGGUAUCCUCUCUUCGCAGCUCGCUGGCAAGGUGCGCCUGCUCGACUCCCGCCCAGACGAGCAGGAGCGAUGCAUCACGAUGAAGGCCAGUUCCAUCGCGUUGCGGCACAUCUACAAAGGGGCAGAGCAUCUUUUGAACCUUGUGGAUUCACCUGGGCACAUUGAUUUCUCAUGUGAAGUGUCCACAGCAAUGCGGUUGUGCGACGGCGCCGUCAUUAUUGUUGACGUGGUGGACGGUGUGACCCAACAGACAAGCAGCAUGUUGCGCCACGCACAUCGUGAGGGUUUAUCGAUGUGCCUUGUACUCAACAAGGUGGAUCUUUUAAUCACUGUGCAACAGCUUACUCCGGAGGAGGCGUAUUACCGAAUGCGUGCUAUUGUGGAAUCCUGCAACGCCGCACUCGCUGCAUUUGCCAAUCAACUCAAGAUUCAGGAAGAGGAGGAGGAGACGCUUAUGCAUCAAAAUCGUGGGGACCCCAGCGAUGAUGUAUGGUUCUGCCCCACGAAGGGAAACGUGAUAUUCAGUAGCUGCUACGAUGGAUGGGCCUUUAGUACCAACUUUUUUGCCUGUCUCUACGAACCCAAAUUGGAUAUGCCCAACCUGCAUACAUCGCUGUGGGGAGAUUAUUACCUUGAUGUCAAAACAAAGACAAUACAUACAACUCCACGGCGAGCUGGACAGCAGCCGCUGGCAGUGCAAUUAAUGCUGGAACCUAUUUGGAAGUUAUACCAUGCAUUUCUUGAAGAAAAAGAUAAUGUGGAGCAGCAGUUACAUAUGGCUGCCAAAUUGGGGGUUUCAGAGCGUCUGUGGAAUAACCCGCGACGAGACUUGCGAGGGAAAUUAACAGCGUUGCUCUCUUCGUGGCUUCCACUUGCUGAUUGUGUGCUAAACGUUGUUUGUGAAAAGUUGGAUUCCCCUGUUGUGGCGCAACGUCGUCGAGUGCCCUUCCUUAUUCCGCGAUUUGCUGACGCCCCGAUGCACAUAAAAGAAGCGUUGAUGAGUUGCUCAGCCAGCCCUGGUGCACCAUGCAUUGUGUAUGUAUGCAAGCUCAUUGAUACGCAGUUUCUUGUGGGCACAACGAUUGGGCAAGAGGAAGAUGGGGAUCAUGCAUUUAUUGGAUGUGCCCGCGUCUACAGUGGCCGCCUUCGACCUGGUCAGAGGGUGUACGUCCACAGUGAUGACAAGAUUGUGGAGGGGACUGUGGGUAAGGUGUUUGUUUUUCGCGGCACAGGCUUGGAUGAGGCGACGGAAGCCUGUAGCGGGACACUGUGCGGUGUUGGAGGUCUCACCUCCUGCAUCACAAAGUACGCCACACUUUCAACGAUAGCAGGUGUGCCGCCGUUUAAGCCCCUUGUGUUGCCGAGUACAUCCAUCUUGCGCGUCUCCGUCUACCCAAAGGAUCCGAAGGACCACUUCGAGUUGGUAAAGGGACUGCGGCUGUUGUACAAGGUUGACCCACAAGUGGAGGUGAGCAUACUCCCUACUGGGGAGCACGUGAUUGGUGCUGCCGGAGAGGUGCAUUUGGAGCGAUGCUUAAAAGACCUUGAGGAAUCUUUUACUCGUGUGCAGAUUUUGGCGUCUGAGCCCAUUGUCUCGUUUAGAGAAACCCUUGCGGGCGGUGGUGGGAAUACGAAGCUCAAGCUGCAUACGGGUUCAACCGCCGAUGGUGCCUUCUCUAUCACCUUACGCGCUCGUUGUCUGCCUCCGGAGGUGUUCGACAUACUGAAAGAUGACUGCAUGAAUCAUGGCUCCAACACCCAGGUGCUUCGGCAGGUGGAGGCUGCAUUAAAGGCAAACAAGCGUUGGGCGGCGGAGAUGCAGCACGGGAUUGUUGCCUCGGGCCCGACAAAGCUGAAGUUUCUUGGUGCACUCAUGCUGCUCCAGUUUGGCGAUGAAGGUACUGCGUUGGAAAAAUUUCAGCUAUUUGAGAGCUGGAAGGACAGCAUCAUAGCUGGGUUCCAGGCGGCGGCCGAGAGUGGCCCCAUGGCACAGGAGGCCUUAUUGAACGUCGCGUUUGUUGUAACGGAUCUUUCAGUGGACGCCACCUCCGGUCUGACAGGUGGGAUGGUGCUGCCGUGCGUGCGAGACGCCUGCCGUGCGGCGAUGGAGCUGCACCCGCGGCGUCUCGUGGAGCCUGUGUAUGAGUGCACAGUGUACUCCUUUGGAGCGACGCAAGGGAGAAUUUACGGGUCUCUUAGUCGUCGUCGCGCGGAGAUUAUUGAGGAGGUCCCCAACGAAGGCAGUGAUCUCUUCUACAUCCGAUGCCUAUUACCUGCCGUGGAGGCGUUUGGCCUGCAGGAUGAGUUGCGCGUCAUCACGCAAGGGGCCUCGACAGCGCAACUUCAAAUGAGUCUGUGGAGCAUCGUAGACGCGGAUCCGUACUUCACACCGACAACGAAGGAAGAAAUUGAGGAGUAUGGCACUGAGAUGGGGACGAAGAACAUCGCGGAGCAGUUGCUGGAGCGUAUUCGCCGCCGCAAAGGGCUUUACCGCGAACGGGUUGUGGAAAAUGCGGAGAAGCAAAAGUUUUCUCUCAAGGGGGCUUGA
Molecule: messenger RNA, 2676 nt
Organism: Trypanosoma rangeli
Lineage: Eukaryota; Euglenozoa; Kinetoplastea; Trypanosomatida; Trypanosomatidae
Product: elongation factor 2-like protein
Exons: 1
Coding region: 1-2676 (891 amino acids)
Biological process (GO): cytosolic ribosome assembly
Cellular component (GO): cytosol; ribonucleoprotein complex
Molecular function (GO): GTPase activity; ribosome binding; GTP binding
Source: RefSeq, a predicted model, not a curated record